CCACACUGGGAUCAAUUCCAUCUUCACGUCUGACUCACUUGGGAGAUGUCGUAGCUUAAAAUUAACCUUUUUAUUCUUUUUUUCUUUUUUGCUGCAAACUUGGUGUUUAGGAACAGCCUGUUCUUACCUACUACAUAUUACUACAAUUAAAUUGGAUGCACUUUUGUAACUCCGCUACAGAAAAUAGCUACUAGGUUUACUAGCUAAGGCUUUCCAUGCUUUGACGGUAGCCUUGGGUUUUUGAAUACUCUUCUCUCUCUUAAACAAAAGCCCUACAAUUGCUGACAUGUUUGCAAGUGUAGCUCUUAGCAGAGGCGUUACUGCCCACCGGCUAAGUAAGAAUGCCACGUUCUUCAUGAAUGAAGCAACAUUUGCAGUCCCUGGAUGCCGGAACCAGACCUCAGAACGUCACAAACCUCUGUUGCUGAUGUUACCGUGGUUGGGUUCACGUCCCCAAGCGCUGGUUAAGUACUGUGACAUCUACUUCAACACAGGAUUUGACGUGCUAGUAUUUGAGAGCGAGGUGCAAGGGUUCCUUUGGCCCCGCUGGGGUCUGGAACAUGGAAAGACAUUACUGGAGUUGCUGGAGAGCGAGCGCUUCGUGUCCCGCCCCCUGCUUGUUCAUGCAUUUUCAAUCGGUGGAUAUACCUUCUCUCAGCUCCUUGUGCAUGUGUCUAAGGAUACAGAUAAAUAUCAGGCAUUCACAGAAAGGAUCACAGGGCAGAUUUAUGAUAGCAUGGUGGCAGGAUCCCUUGAGCACAUGGCUAUAGGUUUGGGAAAAACUGUAUUUCCAAAGUGUGAGUGGUUGGUAAAGCAAACAGCCAUGUUUUACUUUGACAAGUUUAAAAGCCACACCGUGGACUACUUUGACAUAUGCUUGGAUGCGUUUUGGAAUACGCCCGUCACCGCUCCUGUGCUGAUGUUCUACUGUAACAACGAUCCACUGUGUGACCCACGAACUUUGGCGGACAUGGCCGGUUACUGGCGAGGGCGUGGAAUGGAUGUCACAGAAAAGAAGUGGGACAAUUCCAUCCACGCGGGCCACCUUAAGAGACACCCAGAGGAAUAUCUGUCCACACUUCGCAUAUUCCUCAGUUCCCUUGGUUUUACCCCGUUAAAGGCAAAGUUAUGAGGUAAAAUCCCAACAAUGUAAUGCAAGAGGAACUUGACUUCACUGUGCAUUAACCUCAAAUGUUUUAAGCUUUGGCUGGGCUGUAAUAGUAUAUCUUGAAUUUUUACACUAACUGGCGUGCGUAAUGAAGGUACAGUAACAGUUCAGUUUUAUUCAGAAUGAAGAUCACAUGUACUCAGGGUUUAUUUCAUACAGUUUCAUAAACAGUAAAGCAAAGCAUAUAAAGAAUAAAAUGCACUUUGGAUCACAAUGUUCGUGUACACCAAAGUAAACAAACAAAUAUAAAGUCUGACAUUUUUCUUUUAGGCAAGCAACUGUCUACUAACUUAAACUAAAUCAUGGAAGGGAAGACAAGUGCAGAAAAUAUUCCAAACUUAAAUUUCUCAUUUGAAAUGCUGGAACCAGCAUAAUUUGGCAUCUUCAUUUUACUAAAACAUAAUGGUUUGUCAGAACUGUUAAUCUACUGGUCACUACUGACAUUUUCAGUUAACUAUAUUUCUUUAAAAAUGUAUACAUCAUUGCAUUUUGCACAGUAUCUCAGCGUCUUUGGAAAUGGAGGGUUAUACAUUGAAGUUCCUAACUGUUCUUUGCCCCUCAAAAAUACAAUUUCCAAAUCAAAUGUGAACUUUGCUUUUUGCUUUUUUUUUAUAUUUGAGAAAAAAUGUAAACAGUCCAAAGAAUGAUGUGAACAGUGAUGGCCACAAGCAUGCAAGCUCCAAGUGCUUCUAUUUAUGAAACACGACAGGUCAAGAUGUGUGCUUGAUGUUUUAGUGUCUAAUGUUUGGAGUCACAUCUUUUGGUGCUUGCAUUAAUGGGUACAACUAGAGUUCAAAGUCAAAUGACAAAUCUCUGGUUUCAGCUUCUUAAAUACAAUCACUUGUUGCAUAUCUUUCAGAUUUUGAGCUACUGAAGAGAGGGGGGUGGAAAUUUUCUCAUGUUAAAGACAAAAGGCUAAUCAUUAGAAUGGUAAAGAGAUUAUUCAUUGUUACACAAAAUAUUUUAGUAGUUAAUUUGGUGGACAGCGCUGAGCACACGGAACAAACAAAAGAGGAGAAGUUCGCAUAGUUUUAGGUGAAACACUACAAAAUUUGAAAUGUGUAAAGCCUAAUUAACAAACUCAAGUUUCACAAGCACCAAGGUAAUUUUUUAUCAGUCAAGAUAUGUUCAGGGAAAACUCACACAAACCACCUGAAAUCUACUUUACCUUUUCCCUCUCAGUUAAGGGAUUUUUUAAGUGGCUAUGACAUUUCCUGGUGGUUGUUUAUGUUCUCAUCUCAGGAUGUAAAAACCCUUGAAUGAUUUUGAAAUUAAAACUGAACAUUUACUUUUCCUGUAGUGAUUUACAAGUAAAAGAAACUUUUUCUGUGCUUUAAAAAAACAGUUGAUGCAUGUGGUUGAGCUUCAGGGUUAAACUGCUGGUCCGAUUUUCAAUUUCCUGCUGAUAAGUACAGCAUGCUGUGUGCACUCAGAAGAAAAUGCAAUACUACUUGACAAAAACUUCUGCUGCAGAAGUUUUGCUUUUACACAUUUUUACACAAAACCUUGAAACUGCCUUAAAAAGCACCUGACUUGUUACUGCCACCAAGUCUAACAAGAACUAAGGUGAUUACAACAGCACAUUUUCAUGAAAGUAUAUAUUUGAUUAAUUUAGGUCGGUGUCUAUGUGUGUGUGUUAAACUAUACAGUUACCUCUAAGAAGGUGUUUGUAUUCUCAAUAUUCUUGAAAGAUGUGACCUGCUAAAAUUGGGAAAAGAAAUCUUAUUCAGUCAUUUCUGUUAAAACUUUUCAUAUGACUGACUUGUUGAA
This is a messenger RNA of Pelmatolapia mariae (spotted tilapia), 2938 nucleotides long. RefSeq lists its product as uncharacterized. Gene Ontology annotation, molecular function: serine hydrolase activity. The transcript is spliced from 4 exons. The record is from RefSeq and is a predicted model, not a curated record. The coding region runs from base 287 to 1132 and encodes 281 amino acids. NCBI's taxonomy places the organism in Eukaryota, Metazoa, Chordata, Actinopteri, Cichliformes, Cichlidae.